CGUGCACUUAAUCUAUUACAGAUAGCAUUUCUCGAAUUCUAAUUUUCGUUUUUAAAUAACAGAAAAAACCCAUUUCCAAUCAAUUAGCCCGCACCCUGUCUCCAUUUCUUUUGCGAUUAUGAAAAAGCUUGGAUUCAAUUAAGCCGAUAUAAAAUGUGAUUUCAAAUUGGCACUGAUUGAAAAGAAGACGACUGGAGAGGAACCCUUCUCCCCUCUUUCUACAAUUCUACUAUCCCUUUCGUAUCCAGAGAUUUCUUGGAGUAUAUCUCAAUGUUUACUUCUAAUGCUACCCGUGAAUUCUACAAAAAAAUCCGGCCUUACUUUCGUUGGCUUAUUAGUACUACCAAGCCUUUUAGCUCUGAAAGAAUCAUUAAACAGAAAAAACCCAUCAAGAAAACCCAUCAAAAAAAUAAGAAAUCUCCGAAAUUAUCAGCCAGGAAAGAAAAUGUAGACCCUAUAGUUUAUAUGAGAGAAAUAAUUGCAAAUGUAUACAAUGUUUUGAAGUAUUCUACUUGGGAUUCUGCUCAAGAGCAGUUGGAAAAUCUCUCUAUCAAAUGGGAUUCUUACACUGUCAACCAAGUUCUCAAGACUCAUCCUCCAAUGGAAAAGGCCUGGCUGUUUUUCAAUUGGGCUUCAGGGAGGAAAAACUUUAAGCACGAUCAAUAUACUUAUACUACAAUGCUGGAUAUUUUUGGGGAAGCUAGGAGGAUUUCAUCAAUGAAGUAUGUCUUUCAGCAAAUGCAAGAGAAAGGGAUUAAGAUUGAUGUAGUUACUUACACUUCUCUAUUGCAUUGGAUGUCCAAUGAUGGGGAUGUUGAUGGGGCGGUUAAGUUGUGGGAGGAAAUGAAACUUAAAGGGUGUCGUCCAACAGUUGUUUCAUACACUGCAUACAUGAAGAUUUUGUUUGAUCACAAAAGAGCGAAGGAGGCCACUGAGGUGUACAAGGAAAUGCUUCAGUCUGGCUUGUCCCCCAAUUGUUACACGUACACGGUCUUAAUGGAGCACCUUGCUUGCUCUAGAAAAUUUAAUGAAGCUCUGGAGGUAUUUAACAAAAUGCAAGAGGCUGGUGUACAACCUGACAAGGCUGCUUGCAAUAUUUUGGUUGAGAUAUGCUGCAGAAAUGGGGAGACAUGGGCAAUGAUGAAAAUUCUUCAAUACAUGAAGGAAAAUUUCCUUGUCCUACGGUAUCCUGUAUACCAAAAAGCACUUGAAACUUUUAAAAUGGCUGGUGAAAGUUGUGAGAUUCUUAAGCAAGUUAAUCGGCACUUCGUUAUAGAACAUUUCAAGGAGGAAAAGACUGAUAACUUUGGUGAAACAGCUAGUGGUAAUCGUUCCAAUGCGGAUAAUGGAUUAGUGUUAAAUUUAAUCAAUAAGCGGAAUCUUGUUGCUGUUGACUAUUUACUUGCUGACACGAUGGACAAGGGUGUGCCAUUAGACUCCAAGAUAAUCUCAACGAUUAUUGAGCUAAACAGUGCUAAUGGUAGACGGAAUAAUGCUUUAUUUGCAUUUGAAUAUGGUAUGAAGUUUGGGUUAAAUAUUGAUAGAAUUGCAUAUAUUGCCUUAAUAGGCUUAUCCAUAAGAACAAAUUCAUUUUCAAAAGUUGUGGAGAUUGUCGGGGAAAUGGUUAGGGAAGGUCAUUCUCUCGGAACACAACAAAGUGCUCUUCUUAUAUAUCAUCUUGGCUGCAACAGAGAUCCUGUUUCUGCUGCAAAAAUAUUUAGUGUAUUGCCCGAGGGAGAGAAAAACAUUGCUACGUAUACUGCCCUAAUUGGUGCCUACUUCUCUUCUGGAAAUGUUAACAAGGGACUUGAAACCCUCCAAAUUAUGAAAAGUGUAGGCAUUAAUGUUGCAUUAGGAACAUAUUGCGUUGUUGUUGGUGGUCUUGAAAAAUGUAGUAGAGUUUCUGAGUUGGAGUUUUAUCGGAAGGAAAAGAAGAGAAUGCAAGCUGAGAGCAAUUUUCAAGCCGUUUCAUUAGAGGAAACCAUAUGCAAUUUCCUAUUUGCUGGAGAUUCUGUGGUUCGACUUACUAGAUAGGUCGGUUCGUAGGCAUGGUUUCUACAAUCCACAGGAUGUGGCAGUGCAAAUUAAGGAUUUGAUUAUAUGCCCUGCAUGGGGCUUAUUGCUCCUUAAUCAUAAGUCUCAUCAAUUCGCUCAGAUGCUUGAGGAAGCUCUUAAAAAGUGGUGCUGGAUUUCACUGUUUUGCAUGUUGUACCUUUUUGGCUUAGAAGGUGUUCUUGAUGCUAUAUAUUUCUACAACACAGAGGGCAGUUUCCACAUAAUGUAGCCGAAUUAUAGUAUGGGCAGUGGCUACUAAUUUGCCAUUCAGUUUUGCUCUUUUCAUAUUUUAGAAAUGUGCCUUUCAGUAAUUUAGGAGGAUGUAAGGUACUGUCUUUACUUUUCUUUUUCUAUAGACAGAAGAAAUUUAUUGAUAGGAGGAGAAAGGUACACCUGGAGCACAUGUGGAUCGGAUGAGUAGUUGAAAUAAAAAUAAAGAUAUAGCUAAAGGAGGAUUCAAGAAAUAUCUGGGAUCUUCUGUUCUUAAAAUGAUAAGGUUUUGGUCAAUUAAAUAGACCAAGCGACACCCCCGUUUUAGCUUCUGGAAAUUUUACCAUCCUUAUUGCCUUCUAAGCCCUGGAAUUUCGAAAGGAAGAAGUAUUUGAAAGAAGCAGCUAGUCUAGAAGUCUCUCCAAAAAUAGCAAACUCUCUGCGAGUACGAAGUGAAAGUGCAGUGCUAGAAAAUCUCUGAUGUCAUUUUUAUGCCAUUCUUUCCGGUAUACCUGAUACAUGGGGAGCUGUAGUCGCACAUUGCUUUUGCCAAGUCAUGACAUGACAAGUACAUCAUGUAAUAAGGCUGUAGGAGGUCUAUGCAAGUGCAACUGAUCAGCGUUUAUCUUCACAAAGAUCAGAAACCACAAAAAGGUCCUUUACUUGGAAGUAUCCUUGUGCCUCCGAAUAAACUAUGAGUGCGGCUGGUUUGAUGAGGGAAAUGGUCAAUCGAUUAAAGGCAAGAGUGAGCUUUUCUUCCAAGCAUUAACAUUUCUUAGGCACACCCCAAUCUGGGUUUCUAUUGCUCAAGCUUUCUUCUCGAUUGUUAUACUUGUGAUUUUCAGGAUUAAAAUAUGCAUUUCUAUAAAUUUAAGCAUGCCUAUCACUUAACUUAGCAUAUGCUAGGGUUCUAAUAAUCGACCAUGAAAUUGUAAAGCUGUGUAGUGAUACGACUGUGACUGCUACUGCUAGAAUUCCUUUCUAGCCGACCGUUGGCUGAACUCGAAGCUGCUCUCAUUCCCCUUGAUAACCCUUUUUGUGUCUGGAUAUGUACUUCUAUUAGAGUAGUACUAGCUAACAAAUGCAUUCAAUGUUUAUAACAGAUAUAUUUACACCACUUUUAUAUCUAAUAAAAUGGUGCAGCAGUGGUCUCUCACUUGGUCUCAAACUGAAGUGAUUGUCUCACUUGAUUUAGACGAUUGAUUGCGAAAUAGGUACAAAUGCCUAAAUAGGCAUCGAUGGUUUCUCCAUGAGGAUUUUCGACCAUGAAAGAAAGGAGUGUGAAGUUUGCUAGGAAGAUCAUUGAUUCUAUAUAAUUCACACCUGCCACUCUGGGGUGUUGGUGGUUAAUGUAGAUGAAGAGUAGCUGAAGCCUGAUUAGAAUUGUAUCUUUUUUUGUCAACGGGAGCCUUUUUAUCCUUUUAGAUUCUGCUAUAUUCUUGUAGUGUGUGGACUCUUUGGAUGGACAAAAUGACAAAAAAUUCAUGUUUUUCC
This is a messenger RNA of Olea europaea var. sylvestris, 3759 nucleotides long. Its product is annotated as pentatricopeptide repeat-containing protein At2g01390. Gene Ontology annotation, molecular function: protein binding. NCBI's taxonomy places the organism in Eukaryota, Viridiplantae, Streptophyta, Magnoliopsida, Lamiales, Oleaceae. The record is from RefSeq and is a predicted model, not a curated record. Bases 271 to 2034 code for a protein of 587 amino acids. The transcript is spliced from 3 exons.